This is a messenger RNA of Chanos chanos (milkfish), 1134 nucleotides long. Its product is annotated as prolactin-releasing peptide receptor. Gene Ontology annotation, biological process: G protein-coupled receptor signaling pathway. The transcript has a single exon. The coding region runs from base 1 to 1134 and encodes 377 amino acids. NCBI's taxonomy places the organism in Eukaryota, Metazoa, Chordata, Actinopteri, Gonorynchiformes, Chanidae. Gene Ontology annotation, molecular function: neuropeptide Y receptor activity; neuropeptide binding. Gene Ontology annotation, cellular component: neuron projection; plasma membrane. The record is from RefSeq and is a predicted model, not a curated record.
AUGGAUCCGUUGCUGGAACAAGUUCUAAGCGGCUUCAACAGCACUUUGGGAGGUUCUAACCAGACAGACCCUCUGGAUAAGUUUUCGGGCAUGCAGCUGCUCCUGCGAUUCAAACCCCUCUUCUUACCUCUCUACUCACUGGUGGUGAUAGUUGCCGGAGUGGGGAACUCAUUCUUGCUCGCCUGUAUCCUGGCCGACAAGAAGCUCCACAACGCCACCAACUUCUUCAUCGGGAACCUGGCGGCAGGAGACCUGCUGAUGUGCCUGAGCUGCGUUCCCCUGACGGCCUCUUACGCUUUUGACACGCGGGGUUGGGCGUUUGGCCGUCCCCUCUGCCAUCUCAUUCCUCUCCUGCAGGGGGCGACUGUAUUCGCCUCGGCGCUGUCGCUCACGGCCAUCGCCAUGGACCGCUACGUGGUGGUCGCCCAUCCCGUCCGGAGAAGGAUUUCGGUUUGGGGUUGCAGCGCGGUGGCACUCAGCGUCUGGGCGGUGUCUCUGGUGUUAGCGGCGCCUCCGUCCCUGCACACGCGUUACGUGGACCUGCGACCCAGUGGUUUGGAGCUGGUGGUUUGCGAGGAGUUCUGGUUUGGAGCUGAGCGACUGAGGCUGGUUUACUCCUGUUUCAUCCUGGUGGCCUCCUACAUGAUCCCCCUGCUGGCGGUGAGCGUGUCUUACUGCGCUAUCAGUAUCCACCUGCGACGCCACACCUUGCCCGGAGAACCCUCGCAAAGCCAACAGCGCUGGAGCCAGCGACGACGCAAGACUUUCUCCCUGCUCGUAGCCUCCGUGCUGGCCUUCGCCGUGUGUUGGCUCCCCUUGCAGGUACUCAACCUCCUCCUCGACCUGGACGGAGACUUCCGCAUCGUGGACAAGCACUACCUCAAUGUACUCCAGGUUUGCUGCCACCUAGUGGCCAUGAGCUCCACCUGCUACAACCCCUUCAUUUACGCCUCGCUGCACAGUAAGGUGAGGUUUCACCUGCGCGGGUACCUGUGCCCUUGUCGUAAGGGGGGGAAUACCCUUUUGUCCCGCUGUGCUUCUCGAAACCCUGCCACCUGUCUGACGCUCCUCACGGAGGUGCCCGUGAAGGAGGCUCAGAUCGCCGAGAGCCCUCUGUCUAACAGCAACCUUUGA